Molecule: messenger RNA, 641 nt
Organism: Antechinus flavipes (yellow-footed antechinus)
Lineage: Eukaryota; Metazoa; Chordata; Mammalia; Dasyuromorphia; Dasyuridae
Product: galectin-1-like
Exons: 4
Coding region: 154-561 (135 amino acids)
Molecular function (GO): carbohydrate binding
Source: RefSeq, a predicted model, not a curated record
AUUGUUCAGUACUCGGCGGAAGCCUGGAGCCGCUCCAUCUGUUUGAAGGGUCCGAUAUCUCCCUGAGUCAACGUUUUCUGGCUUAAAGUUGAACCUCAUCCUACCGGCCCAGAGCAACCAGGAGAAUCACAGGAGCACUUCUCAUAUUCCAUAAUGUCCCAAGAAAUUUUUGUUGAAAAUAUGAAACUUCCAAUUGGAUCGCGUGUAAACAUACUGGGAAGAAUACAACCUAAUGCCAAGCUAUUUCGAAUUAACCUGGGCAAGGAUGAACUUGACAUCGGCCUACACUUCAAUCCACGCUUCAAGCCCCACUACCCAGACAAUGUCAUUGUCUGCAAUAAUGCCAAGCGAGGUAUAUGGUGCCAAGAAGUAAGGGAGAAGAAUUCCUACUUUGCGCCAGGGGAUACAGUAUCGAUUUCCAUCUUCUUUGAUGGGAAGGAGUUUUUGAUAAAUAUGCCUAAUAACCAUCAGAUGACUUUCCCCAAUCGCCUUGACUUAGAAGAGAUUGACUUCAUGGCAAUUUAUGGUGAUCUCGAUCUUAAAAAAGUGGAUUUCGAAUGAGCCCUUCAAUCAAGCCAGAUUCAGACCACUCCUGAUUCUUGAAGCUCUCUUAUUCCUAAUAAAAUUGCUGAUCAUAAUAA